Molecule: messenger RNA, 390 nt
Organism: Durusdinium trenchii
Lineage: Eukaryota; Dinophyceae; Suessiales; Symbiodiniaceae
Source: the annotation of a GenBank genome assembly
AUGACUCACUCCCCCGCAGGUCUGUCGGCAAGAAGCAAGAGCAGCCCAUUGACAUCAUUUCUCCUCCAAGAGAGUGGGCUUGGCAGAGAUUCAUACCGCAAAGCACAUGAGUUGGCAGACUGUGUCAGAAAGGAGUUCACCUUUCAAGGAUAUGAGAUGAGGGGACCUGUUGCUGAAUUGGUCAAAGCAGGUGGCGGAGGCCGACACCGGAACAAUGUUCGACGCGAUUGGUUUAGGCAGAUGGGCCGCAUGGACCGUGAUCACCGUGCACCUAUCACAUGGGUGGAUGUCCCAAUCCUGGAGUAUGGUGAUCAGGGGUGGCAACGUGUUCAAAAGUGCCUUGCUGAUUUCAAUCAUUUUUGUAGCAGUUUCCCACCAAGAUCAAAUUAA